CUGAUUCAUCGUCUAAUCUUCUAACUAGCCAGAUCCGUUAUGUGGAAUCGUGAACCGACUGCUCACGUGGCCUUACGCUAUUGCCUCAAGGUUAUUACCCGUCACGUGGCAUUUCUCUUAUCAAAUAGCACAAAACGUAACUGUACACCUGAUUCUUUCACUCUUUCCGAUCGUUGCUUCUCUUUGCUGGUAUUUACUUCUAGUACUCUCUCCCUCCUGCUCUAUUUGGCCGGCAAACAUAGAAAAACGACAAUUUGACACUAGCACUAAACCAGAAGCGAGAUAUGGCGAGUCUUUGUCAAUUGCCGGCAAUAAAUUCUUUCGCUCCUCACAUCACCAACAAGAAGCUCUGUUGUUACCCGUCCAAGCACUCUUGUGCAGUACCUCGACGAAUUUCGACCUCUCUCAGCUUCAAUCCUCUCAGAGUUUCGAUUAAGGGAAAUGAUAUGGUGAUGAAACAUCGAGGGGGUGGAGUUGGUGCUGUUUGUUACGCUGGGCCUAUCCCUGCUCAUAACCUCCAGUGGAUCUCCACCAUCUCCUCUGCGUUCGUUCGUCCCUCUUUCUUUAUGAAGCACAUUCUGGUUCUGAUGUUUGCCAACGGUACUGCAAUCCAUAAGUCUUUUAUUGUUCCUUUAUUAGCUCUGCAGGCACCAUCAAGCGUCAUUUCUUGGAUUAAGGGUGAUUAUGGCAUUUGGACGGCAUUCGUUGCACUUCUUUUCCGCCUCUUCUUCUUUGUUCCUGGGGAACUCGAGUUGCCGUUUGUGGCACUGCUUUUGGUACUUGUGGCUCCCCAUCAGGCAUUGAACCUGAGGGGAACACAAGAAGGUGCUAUUAUUGCCAUGGUGAUUGCAGGCUAUUUGGCUUUCCAGCAUUUUUCAAGAAUAGGCAACUUGCAAGGAGCAUUUGAGCAAGGUUCAAUUGUUGCCACCUUGGCCAUCAUUUGCAUCACUGUCAUCUCAUUCUUGUUCUUAAUCUUAACUUAGCAGGACAGUAGUGUGCCAAUUACUGAACUCAUACAAAAGGAUGGCAGAAUAAGAGAAUAAUCAUUAGUUAUGAUCGUUUACUCUCAUGUUAUGAAGAUGUUUUCUUUGAAAUAAACAAUAAAAUGUCUAGAAUUUAAACCUGUGUUAAUAAAUCGGGUAUAAUUGCUAAUGACCAGUAUACUAUUGCUUUUGAAUUA
Messenger RNA from Manihot esculenta (cassava), 1180 nucleotides. Its product is annotated as cold-regulated 413 inner membrane protein 1, chloroplastic. Gene Ontology annotation, cellular component: membrane. Lineage: Eukaryota; Viridiplantae; Streptophyta; Magnoliopsida; Malpighiales; Euphorbiaceae. The transcript has 6 exons. The record is from RefSeq and is a predicted model, not a curated record. Bases 285 to 983 code for a protein of 232 amino acids.